AUGACGCACCCGGAACGCAGCAAAGGCUCGGAUAUCGAAACCUCUAAGACUGUGCUGGAGAGCACAGGGAAAGAUGCUCGGCGGUCUGAUCAGCUCUUAACACAUUUCCCCAUUCUCCAGGGGAAGAGUGCAGAGGAACUGGAGACGUUGAAUCGUACGGUGCUGCGCAAGCUGGAUUGGCAGUUUCUUCCUUGCGUUACAAUGAUGCUUCUUAUGAGCUACUUGGAUCGUAUCAACGUUUCCAAUGCCCGCCUCGCCGGUAUGCAAAGUGACCUGCACAUGUCGGAUACUGUGUGGUCCGCUGGCAUUUCUCUCUUCUAUGUCGGCUACAUCAUCUCACAAGUGCCAGCAAAUGUCCUCAUUGCUCGAGGAAAACCGAGUAUCAUCUUCCCAUCCCUCAUGCUAGUCUGGUCUGCAGUAACGAUCUGUAUGCCAGCCCUAUCAUCAGGCUGGGCAUUCUGUCUCUGUCGAUUUCUGGUAGGCUUUGCUGAGGGGCCUUUCGUGCCGGCUGUCUCGCUGCUUACUUCUUCUUGGUAUACUAAGAAAGAGUCGCCAUUGCGGAUGGGUAUUUGGCAUGCAGGGAACAUCAUCUCUAACGUUUUCUCGAGCUUGCUUGCUGCGGCCAUCCUCACGAACAUGAAUGGAAUUGCGGACUUACGUGCAUGGCAGUGGUUUAUUCUCCUAGAGGGUAUUGUGAGCAUAUUGGUUGCUGUCAUGGCCUUUUGGUUCAUUCCCAACUUCCCUAAUAACACGAGUCGGCAAUGGUUCACGGAGGAAGAGGCAGCUAUGGCACAGUACAGACAGGUCGUUUCUGCGGGGGGAGUUCUGGAAGACGAUGGAGAGGUGAAUGCCUGGGGUGGAGUGUUGCUUGCCAUCAAAGAUCCUUUUACAGCACUUUUCUCUGCAAUCCACUUCUCACUCAUCAUUGCCCAAUCUUUCAAGGAUUUUUUUCCGUCGAUUGUUGAUACUCUCGGUUUUAAUGAAGUCGUCACGUAUCUCAUCCAGGCCCCACCGUAUGUCAUUGCGUAUGUCGCGACCCUUGUCAUCUCUUGGUCAUCAGGGAGGACUCUCGAUCAUUGCUGGCAUAUCGUCGGGCCGAUCCUUGUUUCUCUUGCUGGGGCAGUUCUUAUGAUAUCGACCCUCAACACCAGUGCUCGAUAUUUCAGCUUGGUUCUCUUAUGCACGGGCCCGUUUGUUGGUCUCAACAUCCAAAUAUCAUGGGAAACCACCGUUGUCCCACGACCAAGAACAAAACGAGCAGCGUUAAUAGCCAUCGCAAACUGUGUCUCUUCAGUGUCACAUUGGUUUACUCCGUAUUUCUUCCUUCGCUCACAAGAGCCUCGUUAUCAAACCGGUGGGGGAAUCAUUAUUGCUGGAUGUGGAUUGAGCAUCAUCUUCUGCGUGGUCACUCGGUGGUGGUGUAUCAGGAAGAAUAAAUUGUUAGAUAAAGUAGAGGCAGAGACCGGUGAAGUGACAGACUGGAGGUAUGCAACUUGA
Messenger RNA from Aspergillus ruber CBS 135680, 1497 nucleotides. RefSeq names its product vitamin H transporter. The record is from RefSeq and is a predicted model, not a curated record. Gene Ontology annotation, biological process: transmembrane transport. The coding region runs from base 1 to 1497 and encodes 498 amino acids. Gene Ontology annotation, cellular component: membrane. Gene Ontology annotation, molecular function: transmembrane transporter activity. Lineage: Eukaryota; Fungi; Ascomycota; Eurotiomycetes; Eurotiales; Aspergillaceae. The transcript is spliced from 4 exons.